Messenger RNA from Pisolithus orientalis, 2336 nucleotides. RefSeq names its product DAK1 DegV-like protein. The record is from RefSeq and is a predicted model, not a curated record. The transcript has 9 exons. Gene Ontology annotation, molecular function: glycerone kinase activity. Gene Ontology annotation, cellular component: cytosol. Lineage: Eukaryota; Fungi; Basidiomycota; Agaricomycetes; Boletales; Pisolithaceae. The coding region runs from base 192 to 2228 and encodes 678 amino acids. Gene Ontology annotation, biological process: glycerol catabolic process.
CAUCGGUCGGGGUCUCCCCUGGGAAAACACCAGACUCGACAAAAGACAGUCGUUUCCUCCCAACUAUGCAUCCGCCAUGAACUAAGUAACUAAAUAUACAGCGGGCGCUUUUCGAGCUCCAUUAUGAUGGAGCCUUUCGCUAACUGAAUGUUAUCUUAUCUCACUACAUUCAACGCCAACAAUCGUGAGCCAUGGCAGACAAGCACAUCUUCUCCUCUCCCGAUGGGCUUGUACUUGCAUCUCUCAAGGGUUCCGUCGCUUUGAAUCCAACGCUUCGUCUCCAUCCGUCUUCUCGAACUGUAUACACCGCGCGUCCGGAUCCUUCCGUCCACAUUGCUGUUGUCUCUGGAGGUGGAGCAGGUCACGAACCUGCCCAUGCUGGGUUCACCGGACGCGGCAUGCUCACUGCCUCAGUAUCGGGCGAUAUAUUCGCCAGCCCCAGUGCAAAGCAGAUCCUCAACGCCGUCUUGCUUGCCGCAUUCGCAGGUUUUCCUCCUCCUUCAGAUCCUAAAACCGCCCGACCCAGAGAUGUUCUCGUUAUCAUAAACAACUACACAGGUGACCGUUUGAAUUUCGGGUUGGCCAUCGAACGUGCCCGCGCUAGAUACCCGAAUCUGAACAUCGCAAGCGUAUUAAAUGCAGAUGACGUUUCCCUUCUUCCACAGGCGGCGACAAAAGAUGGUCAGGAGCAACCUAUAGUAGGUCCACGUGGCCUAGCUGGGAACAUUCUCGUCUGUAAGAUGCUUGGAGCGUACACUACAUUCGGUGCAAAGGGAAUCUCAACUGAAUCCCAGCAACCUACUUUCGUGCGUGCUAAAAGGCUCGGUGAUGCACUCGCUGCAAACUUGCGCAGCAUAGGCGCAGCCCUUGGGCAUUGUCACGUUCCUGGGAGAAACGCACAUUCUGGCACAGAAAUAGUUGAACCGGGACUUAUCGAGCUUGGUUUGGGUCUACACAACGAGCCUGGCGUGCGGCGUGCACCACUUUCUUCACCUACAUGGCUUGUUUCUGAAAUGAUUAAAAUGAUUCGCUCAUCAGGGAGCGGAUGGAUGGGAUCCGAGGUCAGUAGAAAUGGAGCCGUUUUCGAUCCUGCGGAGGAGUGGAUUCGGCCUGGUGAUGCAACAAUAUUAUUCCUUAACAAUCUUGGAGGUAUCUCCCAGCUCGAAAUGGGCGCUAUCUUGGAGAUUGUCAAGAAUGAACUUGCAACGCAUGGCAUACUCGCGGUGCGCAUCUACAGUGCACCUUUCAUGACUUCAUUAAACGCCCCUGGUUUCUCGAUAUCACUCGUCAAUGUCACGCGUGUCCACGCACUCGUCAAUGACCAAACUCCGGGAGAAGAACCAAUCGAUAUCCUUGCACUUUUGGAUGCGCCUACUGAUGCUCAUUCAUGGAUAGCAACGCGGAAGUGGGUUCUGGAGCCACAGAGAAUCGCAGACGAGGAGCUGGAAGCGGAAGAGACUCUGCAGGCCAUAUCACGUGUUUCAGCGGGCGUACCAUCCUCCAACCCUCUAGUCGCCUCUACCUCCCAGCCCUGGGAAGCCCUCGGCUUCACCCCUUCAGAAGUAGAGCGAGGUAUCCGAGGCGCUUGUAACGCACUACUUGGAACAGAGGGCGAAUUGACCAAGUUUGACACGGCAUUUGGCGAUGGGGAUUGUGGAGAAACGUUCUCUCGUGGUGCCAGAUCGGUCCUCUCCGGCCUCGAUACAGGUAUACUAAACGUUCGUGCCUCGCCUCCAGCCGCAUUUUUGGAGAGAGUUGGCGAACUUGUGGAGGAGAGUAUGGGGGGAACUAUCGGAGCAAUCUUCUCCAUUUUCUUCGCAGCAUGGUCCACGGCUCUAUGCACCGGUCCGUCGACGGAUCCCGCAUUGGUAAAGGUUUCUGCUCUUCGCAAGGCACUUUCCGCUCUCAGCGCACAUACCCCUGCCCGGCCAGGCGAUCGCACCAUCGUCGAUGCGCUGGCACCCUUGUGCGCACCUGAAGUACCCCAAGUCGCCGCUACGGACAGGAAUGUGCUUCUCGAGUAUACUGUCCGUGUCGUGAAAGAGGCUGCAGAGUCCACGCGACACAUGCGUGCCCGGUUCGGACGUGCGGCGUAUGUCGGCAGAGGUGGAGAAUGCGAAGCCAGCAUGGCAACGGAGGAAUUCCCUGACCCGGGGGCUUGGGGUCUUGCAGCUCUUGUGGAUGGGUUUGUAAGGGGCGUACAGGACAGGCAAUCUUGUACCGGGUGAUGUACGGAGGCGCUUUCAAGGUAGUCUCGUCCAAGAGCCGUGUCUUAUGUACUUGUUCUCUAUAGUGCUUCGACAAAUGCGUGAAUGCUACUUCCGACGUACAGAGGG